Messenger RNA from Lymnaea stagnalis (great pond snail), 15566 nucleotides. The record is from the annotation of a GenBank genome assembly. Lineage: Eukaryota; Metazoa; Mollusca; Gastropoda; Lymnaeidae.
ACAUUAUGUAUUCAGGCCGCCAUUAUCUGUCAGUUGCUUGAGUAUUCGUCACACCUUAUUAUCGGUGUGAAAUCACUCGUUAAGCUUUGAAGGCAUAUCGUAUAUGUUUUCUUUUUGUGGCAUUGGUUCUUCAUCUCGGAUAUUUUCAUCGUUUAUGUCUGAUUACUUGAGUAUUUCCGAUUUAUAAAUCAUCGACGCGGCAUAGCGGGGAGCUCGGGCUUAACUCUCCGCCGUCGAAGCUGCUGUCGAGGGCGUUUUAGUGAAAAUUCAAGAUGGACGAUCAACAAAGACUAACACAUCCUUCGCAAGGCCAAGUAAACAUGUCCAGUGUAAUGCCUCAAGCUUACGACGGACCAUAUGGACCAGGUGAUCAUGGAGAUCAGAGAAAGCAGGAGAUUGGAGAUGUCCUGCAACAAAUUAUGACUAUAACCGAUCAAAGUUUAGAUGAAGCUCAAGCACGGUAUGGGCAUGGACUUUACUCGCAUUAGGCCUACUCAAACUCAAAGAUAUUAGCCGUACACAUGAAAUUGGUCCUAAAUACUAAUAAUUGAAAUGGAUAUAUUAUAUAGACCUAAUUUAUUCAAAACUUAUAUCUCAAGUUAUAUACCCAUCUGCAGGCCCAGUAUAGAAUUUUAUUAAAAGAUAUAUUAUAAAGGGUGUGGGCAGUAGAAAGUAUUAAUAAUUAGGCCUACAACUACUACUACUUUUCUUUAGUCUUAAACUCUUUUUUUAGACAUACUACUACUAACAACACUUGUUACACCUACUGCCUACUAAGUCUACUUGGAGGACUCCAUAUAUUGUUUAUAAAAAGGCACUUAACCAUUACCUUAGCCGAAUUGCUAGACCACUACAUUUACAUAGUAUUUUUUUAUAAUUAUAAGGCCUUAAGUCUUAACUAUAAUCUAUUAACUUAAUUAACUCACAAAGGUUGCACCGACUGAUAUAUAAAUUAGCAGCCAAAUUUUGGACAGUACUAGUACUAGUUAGAUAUUACUCAAGUCAGCCUGUAAGAUAGUGUUAAAACACUGCAUAUCAGUUAUCAGUCGCUUCAAAAGGUUAGUGUGAAUGGUGCUAACAACAUUGGGUGACACUCACAUGGUGUGACGCACAGUUGAAAAUAGUAAAUAUGACAGAGCUCAAUCAGUGGCUUUCAUAACAAAUAUAAUUUGAUCAGGGUGCCAUAAGAAAUGAGUAGCACAGGGUACCUACUACCAGUGCAGGGUACCACCAGAGCAGGCAGACCCUGAGGUCGAUGGAGAAGUGGGGGGGGGGGGCUUUCCGAUCUGGGGGGCAGUGUCACUGAAAGUUUAUCACUUUUUUUUUACACCAACCGUAACUAAUAUGCAUAACAUAAAAUAGGUGACUAGGCAAAUUUUUCUAAUACAAGACGUUAGCUGCCAAGUCAUUAGUACAGACAACAUGUUGUUGGAUGCGUUCUCUAUUACAUGGGUCAUUUGCAAUUUUGCCAGAAGAAAAUUUUUCCGUAAAAAGGAACGCUCUUGUCACAUAAUUAUAUUUAUGCCUACUGAGCCCUCAUUUUCAAAUUUCACCCGAUUUGGCCUUGGAUUAAUUUACCCCUGUCUUAAAAGAAUCUUAGAUCUUUAAAUGAUUUUAUUAGAUCUGAAUCAGAACAGUAAGUCUAUGGUUUGUGGCGUUUUCUUUGUCACGCUCAGCGGUAGUGACGGUAGUGUUUUUACACAAAUGAUUGUAUCACUGAAACAUAAUUUUUCUUGGAGAAAACUUCUUUAGCCUUAUUAUUAAUUAUGAUUAUGCUUAACCAACUCUUUAGAUAUUUUUAUUUGCCUUGAUUAUUUACAAGUAUAUUUGUAUGUUUCAUACAAAGUGUGACAUGUUACUGGGUUCUCCUGUUUGCCACAGAUAGAUUGUAUUUUUUACACAAGGAUUAAUUGAUACAUUAUUUAUGUAGAGAUUUAAACCACUUUUGCAUUAUGAGGGGACUUAAUUUAGAAGUGCAGUGUACUAAAAUUCAGAUAAGGGGAGACUGAUAGUUAAGAUAAAAUUUGAAGAACUGUGUCUCCUACAGGAGCUCAACCCGACCAUGGGUGAAGUUAAUGGUAUGAGUAGUAUGAGUAUGACCACAAGGUAUGUGGAAGCUGGAAACGAAAGACAGGACAAUAAGAGAAGAAACUUUCUCCUCUGAUUGUCCUAUCUUUUGAUUCAAGCUUCCACAUACCUUGUAGAGUAUGAACACAUAAGGUUUUAUGCAUGUUUGAUAUUUGAAACUUGUAUUUCUAAUUUUAUUUUCAGAAAACACACACUUAACUGCCAUAGAAUGAAGCCAGCAUUGUUCAAUGUUCUCUGUGAAAUUAAAGAGAAAACAGGUAUUUUUGAGCUUGAGAAACUAUUUACAAAAAUUGCAAUGUUAUGAAUGCCUAGAGGUGUCCAUUUAAAAUAACCCCCAACAAUACAUAACCCUUAGGGAUAAAGGUCCAUCCAUCCAUAUAUUCUAUACGCACUACAUGAUUUGGGGGGGGGGGGUUGAUUAUGGAGAUAUUCCAUACUGGUGUUAAGUAGAGUCCUUGGCAGAAUGCAUACGCACAUUUCCCAACUUCUGAAAUUCAGACAUUUCAUAAAAAACUAAAAAUCUUUGAAGACAUUAUUUAUAUUUAUUUUCUUUUGCUAUUAAUAUAAAGAGGAGAGAAAAAAUUGUCAUAUGGUUGCUUUGUGCUUUUACAAAUAACCUCACUGGAAAUUUUUUAAAUAUUUAUUUGGUGAAUUAUUUUUGGCCAGCAAGAGAGUUUUUUUUGUGGGAGACAAAAAGCUUUGGUUAUUUAUCUAUUAUAAAUAGUACUAUUGAGUUUCCUAACCAUCUCUAACAUAUCUGUCUGGAGAUAUCUUUAAUUACAUCAUUAAAAAAUUUUUUUUGUUUAGUCAUGACGAUAUUUAAGUAAUCUUUGUAAAAUAUUUUGUGGUUUUAAGUUCCAGAUUGUAUUUUAUUUCUAUCCUAUUUAAUCUUGAUACAUAUUAUCUUGGAUUAUAAAACUGUAUGCCUGAUAAAUAUAUAAUCGUUACAGUUGAAAUGCUUAAAUGAAGACUUAAUAUCGUGGGUUAUCAAACUAAAUGCCUGAUAAAUAUAUAAUCGUUACACUUGAAAUGCUUAAAUGAAGACUUUCACUCCAACAGUUUUGAGUAUACGUAACACACAAGAAGAAGAACCCCCAGACCCUCAGCUCAUGAGGCUUGACAACAUGCUUAUAGCAGAAGGUGUGGCCGGUCCAGAGAAGGGGGGCGGUUCCACAGCAGCAGCCAGUGCUACAGCUGCAGCCUCAGGAGGUCAGCCAGAUAGUGCCAUUGAACACUCAGAUUAUCGAGCCAAACUGGCCCAGAUUAGACAAAUUUAUCACACAGAACUUGAAAAAUAUGAACAAGUAAGUUGAUGGUUUCAAACCAGUCUCUUUACAAUAUUUCACCACCAAAGCCUGAAGUUUCCCCUCAGCACUUCUCCUGUGUCAGCACCCAGGUCUCUUCUUUGUCAGCGCCCAGGUCUCUCCUGUGAAGUCUCCUUUCAUCACCAUUGAAAGCAUGUAUCUACUUGUUUUGUUAUCAACAUUUGGUAGAGUAAUAGCUCAAAAUGAUUAACUUUUAUAAAAUAAGAGUUUCAACCACAAAUUUUCAGAGAUUACUUGCUUCAUGUUUAUUUUUUAAAUAUAUUGUAAAAGUUUAAGUUUACAACAACAAAAAAUUAAUUAAAUUAAUUUUUUUUUUAAAUGUCAAUCUUCCUGCUUUAUUUCACCAGUUCAAUCAAUGUAUAUAAAUAUCUUUUCUUUUAUCUUAUUACCAUACAAGUCUUUAUAAAUAACUUUUGUUUUCUUCAUUAGUCAUCAAAAUGUUGUUAAAGUUUAGAUAUCAACUACAUCUCACUUUUACCAGGCGUGCAAUGAGUUCACUACACACGUGGUCAAUCUUCUACGAGAGCAGAGCCGCACGCGACCAAUACAACCCAAAGAGAUUGAGAGGAUGGUUGGCAUCAUCAGAAAAAAGUUUUCAGCCAUUGAAAUGCAAUUAAAGCAAAGCACAUGCGAAGCUGUCAUGAUUUUAAGGUCAAGGUUUUUAGAUGCCAGGUAUGUUGUAUUCUGUCUGCAUUUAUUUCUACUUGUAGGUUUUUACCUUCUGGAAUUGACCAGUUCUUAAUUCCAUACUUAAAAACAAAAUAUAACAUAACACUAUGUUCUGACAGUAGCAAUUGAUAAGGCAUUGCCUUGUUGGUGAAUAUUUAGUCAAACUUUCAACCCCUGUUUGUAAUGCUUUUUUUUUUUUUUUUUUUUUUUUUUUUUUUUUUUUUUUUUUUUUUUUUUUUUUUUUUUUUUUUUUUUUUUUAUUAUUUAUUUUUUUUUUAUAUAUAUAUAUAUAUUAUUUAUAAAGAGCAUGUAUGAUAAAAUAAAGAACUUCUGUUUUUAACCAUUUAAAAAAAAAAAUUUAUUUAGAUUCUUGGUCUUUUAUAUUCAUAGCUAAAACAAUUGUGACUUAUAUGUAUGUAUGUAUGUGAUUUGUAAUUUAUGUGUGUCAUAUUUUUUUGUGCCAGUUAAAAGAAAAAGAUUAAGAUCGCUUGCAUAAUAAUUAGUUUAGAGUUAGACUAUAUGUUCUUUUGCAUGAGAAAGUAAAGGAGGCUUUAACUACAUGAUUAUACCACAAUCAUUUUAAGGUAAGUGGUCUCAAAGCUCAAUAAAGCAGUUUUGGUAUGUGAAUAUGAAAAAGAAAAAAAAAUGAUUUUUAUUUUUCCCUCAGAUUUCUUUCCUUGUGAUGAAAUUUAAAUUUUUUGUUGAAAUUUUUUGUUUCUGUAACUGGUCAAACAUUAUUUUCAAGCUGGGUAUUUUUUAAAUUAAAAAAAAUAACACUUAGCGAACCUGCUUUUCUGACAUUCUUUUUUUUGGUUAGACGAAAAAGGAGGAAUUUCACCAAGAACGCAACAGAGAUACUCACAGAGUAUUUUUACUCACACCUGAGUAACCCGUACCCUAGUGAAGAAGUGAAGGAGGAACUUGCCAGAAAGUGUGGGAUAUCGGUAUCUCAGGUUAGUCCUGUCCAGGCAUUUAUUUUCACCAACUCUCUUUAAUACCUGGCGCCAGGUUCUCUCUCCUUGACCCUCUGGGAUGUUCUCGGCCUUCAUCUUCCAAGGCUGCUUUCUGCAACCCUUUUACAAAUUUCAAAGACAGCUGGAAUGAUUGUGAUUGGUAGUUGCUCUCUAUAUUUGUUGUUGCUUUAUGCUUUGCGUCCAGAGAGGCUCCUGAACCCAUGAAGACGAUCAACCAACCGUAAGUAGCCUGUGUUUUGAGUGUUCCAAAAACAAUGUUUCCCUCCUGGCAGCAAAGAUCGCGCAUUUUUUUGGUUUUCCUACUUUUUUUUCUCUUCUAUUCUCUCUGUUGCCGAUAUAGACGCAAGAGAAGGAAUUUCAGCAAACAGGCUUCUGAGAUCUUGAAUGAGUAUUUUUACUCCCACCUAUCUAACCCAUACCCUAGCGAAGAAGCUAAGGAAGAAUUGGCCCGCAAGUGUGGCAUCAAUGUUUCACAGGUUAGUUUUUCGUUGUUUGCAUCUACCAACCAAUCAUUUCAGCAAUGAGCCUCUCCGUCCCGUCACCUGGAACCCAUUGUUAUUGUGUAACCUUUUUUUUUAAGAAACUGCAAAUGUAUUAAUCUAUUUGUAUUACUUUUCUUUGAAUCAGUGCCAUAUUUUCUUUAUACAUUUUUCAAAAUCUUUUUUUCCUCUUAAUAUGAUCAAUAUUUGGUUUGAUGUUAUGCAAAUAAUGUAUCUUUUUUUUCUUUUUACAUCCGAGCUAAAAUGCUUUAUCUUAUCUUUUUUUAUUGAGCUGAAAUUUCGUUCACAGCUCAAUUUAUUAGUACAUCAGACCUGUUUACUCAUACAAUUUUGGCAUACACAAUGUACGAUUUUGAGAUGGAUAUCUCUUCGAAAUAUUGAAUAGGUUUGUUUGUCACUCUACUGGUUAGCCUAAGACUGGCAACUCAAGCAAGAGUGAUGGGCGAACAAAACAUUUGAGAAAAUCUCAGCAUUCAGUUGGCUGAGGCAGCUAGAGAAUGGUACAUCAACAAAAGUAUAUUUUUUUAAAACAGAAGUGCAUGACAAUGGUGACAAAACUGAAGCAUGUCACACCGAUAUUAAUUGAGCAGUUGUAUACAUCUCUGUCAUCUGACUGCCGGCUUUUAUUUCUUAACAAGAGCAUUGAAGAGCCAGUAGAAAGAGAAUGUAUGCCAGCAAAACUGCAAUAUUAUGCUGACAGUAAUGUUGAUUCAAAUGCUGCGCAGGCUGCUAUGCAAUCCAAGAUUCAAAUUUAUGAAGUUUUUUGAAGAAGUGAACUACAAAGAAAUGUUGAUGCCCGGGCAAUGCUAAGUCGCUAGCAUUAAAUCUGCCAUCUGCAAAGACAAUGCAAAUUGACAUUUUCUGUGAACUGACUAAGCUAUGUUUGGCGACUGACAGCAGUAUUGUGUAUUAUUAGUUGGAUGCAUGUAUUUCAAAGAUGUCGGCGCAAUCAACAGUGCGGAUUUCCCCGAGCUGGUGACCCGGCACUUAAAUACUUGUGCAUCCCCGCCACAUCAGCCCUGUCUUAAAGUGACAGCCGGAUUUGUAACUGAUCAGUAGCCUGAACACUAUCACCAUGGCAUCCCCGCCACAUCAGCCCUGUCUUACAGUGAUAGCCGUAUGUGUAACUAACUGAUCAGUAGCCUAAACACUAUCACCAUGGCAUCCCCGCCACAUCAGCCCUGUAUUACAGUGACAGCGGAUGUGUAACCAAUCAGUAGCCUGAACACUAUCACCAUGGCAUCCCCGCCACAUCAUCCCUGUCGUAAAUAUCCCCGCCACAUCAGCCCUGUCUUACAGUGAUAGCCGUAUGUGUAACUAACUGAUCAGUAGCCUAAACACUAUCACCAUGGCAUCCCCGCCACAUCAGCCCUGUCUUACAGUGACAGCGGAUGUGUAACUGAUCAGUAGCCUGAACACUAUCACCAUGGCAUCCCCGCCACAUCAGCCCUGUCGUAAAGUGACAGCCGGAUGUGUAACUGAUCAGUAGCUUGAACACUAUCACCAUGCAAUGCAGAUAACCCAGUUUUUCUGAACAGAAAUUAGGACAAAUGUUGCAAACCAACCAGUGAACCUGUUUCUUGUAGUUCAACCUCUCGCUCAUCUACUCAGUUGCGCUUCUAGGCCGCACAAUAACAAUUUUACGAUCUGUUUAUUUAACUUAACAAUUUUACUCACCGACUUCAAAACUUUUGUUCUUAAGUGUGCAUUUGAUUUUAUGAAAAUUUUUCUCCAAGAGUAUUUGUUGUUUCCACCAAUUAUUACCAAUGUAAUAUAACUUACACAUCAACAGUUGACAUUUACAACUUUGACUUCUGACAUGGGUGAAAUAAUACUUUUUGUAGCUAUUUGACCUGGUUUCAAUAAUUUUGUAGCAUUUUCAAAGGCCUAUUCAUUAACUUUCUAAUUUUUUGUAAUUCCUGCUUUAUAAAAAGAAAAAAAAAUAUCUCUUAAAUCUCUAUAACUAUUGUUUGAAGAUGUAUAAUUAGAAUACAAAGUUAACUCCAUUUUCUCACAAUAAAAGAGCAGUUCCCAGUUUAUUAUAUAUUCAUCACUGUCAAUUUUUUACAAGUGGACAAUUGUAUUUCUGCCUUGCACUCACACCCCCAAUGAGUAUAGUGUAAUUAAUAAAUGGAGGAUGGAACUGAAUAUGACUGCAGGGAGUUAAUGGAUACAUCAGCUCUGGCAUAUAUGGUCAUUUCUUGACUACUUUCACCAUAUUUUUCACUAGGAAGGAAGUAAAACCAGUUUAUCAGAAUUGUCCUUCUUUAACAAACCUACACUUUGUGAUUCACAUUUGUAAUAUUCUUUGAGCUAUAGGUAUCAGCCGAUGAUACUGUUUGUGGCUUAAGAUGUGAAAAUCUUAUCAUUUUUCUGCUCUCUCCUUCUUUGUUUGUCUCUCUUCUGCUUGGUUGCCACCAAUGUUCUUUUCUUUUUCUCUCAUGUAGGUCUCCAAUUGGUUUGGAAACAAGCGCAUUCGUUACAAGAAGAACAUUGGCAAAGCGCAAGAGGAAGCCAACUUGUACGCAGCCAAAGCAGCAUCCGCAGCCUCAUCACAGAUGGUGACAGAUCCUUCUUCACCGACUGGUAAAGGUUUAACUUUCAAAUUUCAAUUUAAAAAAUGUAACUUCUUGAUAAGCAAUUACAAUACCACAUCUCAUAUGAGGAUGCUUGUAUCUGUACGUGUUGUUUUUUACUCUUUCACACAAAUUACCCUCAAUCAAUUAUUUAAAUGCACCCCGCACCUUUAUAGACAAGUGCAUUAGUAAGAAGAGUUGAGAGAUGACGACUUGUUUUAGGAGUUUAAAUCCCAUGAGCAUGCAUGUGCGUGGCAUUGUAUGAAGCAUAUUUAAAAAGUGGUGCUAUCAUAAGAGACGCUAACACAGUGGCUUCCAUUCAGUAUGUUAUAACGGAGUGGUUCAUAUGAUAUCAUGUCACCAAGGGGCAGUGGUCAGGAGAAGAAAAAAAAGAACCACUGUAUUAAAGUGUUGUGAGCUAUCUGCAUGAGAAGCAACAUGUUUAGUUAGUGUGUUUGGUACUAUAGCUUAGUACUCAUGCCAGCCAGCAUACCUUGCUUAUUCUUGCACAUAUUUAUUAACAGUGUUUUGUUGAUGUGUGACUUAAUCGGACAGUUUUAACAUUGAGCUUUGAUAUUGAGAUGUUUUCUGGUUUUUCUCUGUUGCUUUUCUUUUGUGUUUUUUUUGUUUAAAGAACGGUCUACUAUUAACACUUGAUCAGAGUAAGUCCAAUCUUUUCAAUGAAUGUUUUCGUUUUGUAGGUUCAAGUAACUAUAGCCUCCCUUCGUCACAAUCUCAGAUGGCCGGACAAGGGGGAAUGUACAUGAACCUAAAUGGAGGAGAAAAUUACCCUGGGGGAGAAAACUCUGUAGGUGAUCAGUAAAUAUAUUAUACAUAUUGUUAUCCUCCCCUUUUCCCAGCUCCAUAUUUUUAAUGUCUCAUGAAGUUGAUUUCUGAGUUCACUGACAGGUGGUUUACUGGAAUAUUUUCUUUUUUUUAAAACUUAAUUUAAAAAAUUUUUUUUUUUUUUUUUUUUUGGAAAGACAUUUUUUAAUAUCAAAUCUCAUCUUUCCAUCAUAUCUCAUCUUUCCCUCAGCUUUUGUUGACAGUGCAUUAUAGCUGCAUGUUGCUCAUAUUUCUAUUUCUUGCCAUUGAUAUUCCAGCAUGGCUUCUCAGGGUGGCCUCGAUCUAAAAAAAACUAUCAAAAAUAGUUUUAUUUUUUAAGAAAUUACUUAUUUGUUAAUUAACUCGUCUACCACAUGCGGCUGUAAAUAUGUACAAAGCCUUUUUAUUUUCUGCCAUGGGGUUGGUGAAAUUUUUUUUUAAAAUGUCUUUUAUCUUUCUCAUUAUCCCAUUUCUCAUCUCUAUCCUUUUCUUAUCUCUCUCUAUAUCUCUUUCUUAUCUCCCUCUAUAACCCAACGUUUAAUCGUCAAGGGUGAUCCUGAUUAUGAGCCUCUUCCAUACUUAGCUAGGCAUAGGUGGUGAAAUAGGCAACUGGCACUAACUCAUUGUUUUAGGCAUGACAUUAGAUUUAGGAAGACUGGAAUGUUCUUAUCUUCAUUGUGGCUUUCUGUCUCUUGUGAGUCUGUAGUGUUUCAGCUACAUCAUGUUAAGAAUACUUUGCUUCAAGUAACACUUCAACUGUUUUACCAUGGCAACAAAAACAUAUCACUUUAAAAUUGUCAGACAUCUUAACCUGGAUUAUUCAAGGGUGUCAACUCUGGUCCAUCUUUUGCUUAAGUUAUCAUCCUUGAAACCAUUAAAUUUUAUGUUGGAUUUUUAAAAUUUUUUAGAAAAAUCAUUGACUCAUAGUAUCAGACAUCUGGUAAUAGUCAUCUGCAGGACACUUGAAUAUCUUAACCUGUUGAUUAUUUUAUAUCUUGAUUUCAGGGGGUGGGUUGGACUGUGUGGAAAGAUCUUAACUAACUUUAAAGAAACAAUCUUUGUUGCCCUCUUAAACUGAUAUCAUGUCACAUUCAAUAAAUAAUGAGCUGAGCCUUGUUCAGCCGCUUACAUUGAUUACUGAUAUCAAUUUUGGUAAAAAAUUUCAGAAAACAAGCCUACUGGCAUCAGUGUUAGUGUUUGAUAGUUUUCAUUUCUGUUACGUUAUUUAGGAUUUAAAUUUUUGGGCUUACGUUAUAAGUUUAUCAACAUGUAUUGGAAUUUAAUUUUAAGUAAACCACCAAGGGCAUGGGUUAUAUACUAAUUAUUUGAGAGUGUAACCUUAUGAGUCCAAACUUUAAUAAAAAAUAUAUGUAAGUUUCCCCAAAAAAAUAUUUUUGUUUAUGACUUUGAGUGAAUAGAUUUAAGCAACGAAAACUAAAUUCACAACCUUUAUUUUAUCAGCAAUUGAAGAUUGUUUCGUCUUUGUACUUUUAUUUCUCACAAUCAUUUUCCCGUUUUAUGAUUUUUUCAGUGGGGACUUGAAGACUCCGAGUGAAAACAAAAAUAGAAGUGAGAACUGAUUUUUUUUCCUCUCCCUUAUUAAUAUCUUAAUUCUUUGUUUGUAUUAUAUUUUUCUUCUCUUUUGUUUCACGGGGACUUAAAAUUGAAAAAAUUUGUGGUUUAAUUUUUGUUCAAUUUUUAGUUUUGUUAAAGGGGCUUGACUUGUGCCACUUAAUUUGUUCCUGUGAAUAUCUGCGUUUCCUUUCUCUCUCAAUGUUAACAUGUCAAUAAAUGGUCAUUUUAUUUUUGUAAUCUCGUAUCAAAGACUGAACAAGUCUAUCUACAUUUUUAUGAACAAUUAUUAAAAUGCGCGAAGCCCAACUGGUACUCAAUUUUAAAUUGUGUUGUGUAGCGCAUGCUUUUUGGCCAAAUAUUGAUGUUCUUUACUCUUUAUAAGCGCUCUCUGUUUUCUUUUUGUUACCUUGGUUUUUCAUUGUGUUGCCUUCAUUUGUCUUUGUGUUACCUUGAUUUUUCUUAAGUGAAUUUUGUUUCCUUAUCCUCAAAUUGACCAAAUGCUUUUGCUAAUGGUUUUUAAUGUAUCAACAUUUGUGUAGCUAUAGACAGCUUAAAAGUUUAGAAACUCCAAUUUCUUCAAACAUUUGCUUAAUUUAAGGAAUUUUUUUUCCUAUUGGCAUGUUAAAAUUGUUUUUCGAUGCAUGCAACCAUAAGCUUUUUAUGAGAUAUGAAUAUAUUUGUUUAGAUUGUUUGAAUAACCUCAUUCUGGUUCAUGUGCACGAGGGUGGUGAAGUAUGGUGAAAGUAAAGCUUCUGCUAAACCCUCCUUCUCUUCACACCAAUAUAUUCUCAUUUAUUUGUUAUCUUUUUGGUGGGACUUUGUUACUCUUUAGUGUUUAUAACCGCUCUAAUAAAUUUAGCUCUGCGAUUGAGAUAAAUGUUAUUCCAAAUUUAAACCUAUAAAACCUGUUAAAUGAUAUUCCUGUUUUUAUUUCAGUGAGAUGUUUCUAAGUGCAAGAGGUCAACAAGCCUCUCCAGUGACAUGCCAGGUUGUACGCACCAUCUAAAAUAGCAUAAUUUAAAGAACUGCUCACCUUCAUUGAUAUUACACUUUAGGGAAUGUAAAAAAUAUUUUCAUUGUAAUGAAGUUGUUUUAAUUUCAACAACUGUAACUGUGUGUGUUUUAAAAUUAGAUAAUUGAUGUUUUUCCCUUCCCACCGUUUUAAAACCACGAUUACAAUCGGUGCUCGUGCUGCAUACACCUCACCCCUUUUUUGUCUCCCCUUUUUUGAAAAGAAAUCCAGUUGCUGGAUUAAAAUAGUUGAUAUACCGUAUCCGAAUAAUGAUGUCUUUUAAAUUAAAAAAAAAAUAGAUGGUUUACACUUCAAUAAUUGUAUUUUAUAGCAUUUGGAUAUAUGUGGAAAUUUUUUUUUUUAAAUACUCUAUAUUACCAUGUAUAAUGCAAGAAAAUUUACGGUACAAAAAUGCCACUUAAAAUUAGGGGUUAACAUUAUACAACUGUAUUAGAAAUUUUUCCUUAGCGGUAAACUUUAUUUAUUAAUGCCUAUGCAACCAAAUCUUUUGGGUCUAGUCACUAAUGUCGAUUGAGGAGUGCGCAUAACCUUUAAAUAUAAUAUAAAUGAUUUUGAAUUUUUUAUUAAAGAUAAAUGUUUAUAUAGUUAAUUCAUAUUGAGUUAUUAUGGAGAGAACACAAAAAACAGAUCCCAUUAUUGCCAUGGCAAUUGAGGGCUUUUUGUCAAACCAAAAGUUAGGGGUUUGCAUGAGAUGUGGAUUGCGUUAUACACGUUCAUAUAAGGUAUACCAACAACCUCUACUUCCCCAGCCUUGAUAGGAUUUGGAAGUAUAUGAUCUGUCAGUACAAUCUAAGAAUCACAUUAUUUUAAAUUGCCACAGUCAUAUUUUUAAAAGUUAUUUCAAAUAAAUUUAGGGUUAGUAUCUGAUUUAAAAAUGUUGCUUUUUAUUCAUUAAGCUUUUAUGCUUUUAAGGUUGUUUGUGUAAUAAAAACAAAGAGAUGAAUCUUGGACAAUCCAGAGAAAGGCAAUCUAUUUUUUUAAACUGGGGUGGAGUUUGUUCAGUUGAGUGACUAGUUAAAUAAAUGGUUUUUAAAAGUCAUAUUUUCAUACAUGGGGGCAUUAUAUUACGAGAGGAGUGCAAAUACACACAUAUUUUAUCCUUUUCAAGAGUGAGGCAGUUCCUCCUAUUUGGGUAAUAUUUUAAAAAUAAUAACCAAUAAGUUUGAAGUCAUUUUUAAAAUAAUUUAAUUUAUGUCUUUGGGUUUUUCAAAAUUAAUAUUCAGAUGUCACAGAAAGAUUGUGUUUUGAUAGGUGGUGGUAUAAUUUGAUACAUUUCCUGGAGAGAUGGAUGUGAGAGCUGCUGUAAAGUUGAAAUGAAAGUGAACAAAUUUUGUGAUUUAACAUGAAUCUAUUGUUCAUUUUUUUUUUUAAACUGUUCCUUAAUGUUGUAAGUCACUUUGGAUUGAGCAUUUAACCCCUUCGCUACUAUUCUGAUACACAUCUUAGGGCACAAUAUUUGUAUUUUUAUUGUACAUCUUGAUGUAGGAGAAAUAUUGGCUCAUUUUCAUUGUGUAAGCCUACGGCCAUUGGUCCAAUGACCUAGGCAAAGUCUGGUUCAUACAUUUGUACUGCAAGACAAGAUUAUAAAUUUGCAUUUUUUAACAUCAUAGUCAAAUCAUUAACAAUCCAUGGCAAUCAUGCUCAUUAAUCUUAAAACAAUCGAUGGCAAUCAUGGUCAUUAAUCUUCUUUACCUAAUUGAAUCGGUUAAAAUGAAUCUGAGGAUUCUUUCUCUGAGAUGGAGCAUGUUUUGAAUUGCUCAGCACUGGACUCUUGAUUCAAAGGAUCAAGUGAAACAAGGGGCAAGUGAAUGAAUGUUUUGCCAAAGUCAGUUGAGAGCUUUGUGUUUUCUUAACUAAACUGUAUUGCCUAAACCAUCAUGGCACACUAGUGAUUUUUGUGCCUGGAGGAAAAAAGAGAAAUUUCUCUUUCAAUUAGUUACAUUGUCCCAUCGUGUUAUGUUGAUAUUGAAAAGUUCUUUUAAAAAUUAUUCAGCGCAUAUAACCUUUUGUCACGUAUUGCCAAUCUUUCCUUUCAUCCUAAAAAUUCCUAUUAAAUCUGGACUUUUUUUUGUUUGCAAAAGUACAAACGUACAAAAAACGAAGGGGUUAAAUGAUAUUUAGACGGUAUGAGACCUCAUGUUUUUAUGUAUGUAUACGUAGUAUACAACUUUGUAUAUAUUUAUAUAGAAAAAUUCAAAAAUGUUUUAUCUUUGUUUCAUUUUAUAUUGGCACUAUUUUUGUAAACCAAAGUUUACAUUUUUUUGGUUGGGGAAUCUGGGAUUUACAAAUGUAUUUUGCUGAAGAAAAAAUGCAGGGAAUAAGAAAAUAAUGUAACUAUUAAUUAUUCUCAAUUGCAAUAAUUUAUGCUGAAAGAUUUACUACUAUGAUAAAUUAUGGUAUCUAAAUAAAGAUCUGCUGCCACCAAGUUUAAAACCUGCCAUAAGAUACGUGGUUUUGUAGAUUUCUUUAUAUUGUAUGAAGGUCACAUGACACGUGGAAGAGUGAAUGAGUUGAUGUUGAGAGUUCAUUGGCGUUCAUUACCACUCAAUUACCCCUUACAAUUUGUGUUUGAUUUUGCAAGUACUAAUGCAAUAACUAGUUGUUUUACUAAAGUGAAUGUUGUGUUUAUUAUUCAUUUGGUUUGGGUUAGGUUUUUUAAUCUAUUUACAUGUGCUAAUAGUCCUGAAAGGAACACUGGUCAACUCCAGUCUUGAAAAUUCAAAUAAAAUAUUUUUUAUAGGUACUAUCAUAUGCUGAGGAUUCUUUCCUCUGGUGGUCCUUACGUCCGCUCUAAAAAAAAAAAAGGUGCACUUGUGAAAUGUGAUUUUAUUAUGAACUGAAUAUUUUGUAUAUAGUUGGCUGACCAUCAAACUCUUCAGAUUGUUCAAUUUUAGAUUUAACUGAAGAAGAAAAAGGUCCAACAAGAUUAGAUUUGUAUUGCCCUGUGUUGUAGUAAAAUACGUUUUUAAAAAAAAAAUUAAACAUUGUGUCCUAGUUUUUAGCGCUCCCUUUUGAGAUUAAACUGUCAAAUGUGAACUCUAUUGCCCUGUUAAAUUUGGGCCCUUUAUUUAACAGUUUCAUGAAUUUGGUUGUGCCUAUGAAUUGAUAAGUAUGUCAAAGUCAUGUGUCCAUUUGGAAAUGUGUUUAAUUUGAAACAACCAAAGACUUUGUUGUUGUUAUAAAUCUCUAUAUAUAAAUAUGCUAUAGUCAAAUGGUUGGAUGUUCCAAUUAUGAAUUCAGCCCCAACUCAGAAUGGUGAGCUAGUAUUUAUACAUUUCUUCAUUAACUUUGAUUAAAUGUUUAAAAAGUUCAUUGACUGACAGUAAGAAUUUUUUUUAAAGAUCUUGUGCACUGUGUGAAAACAAAAGUUUACCGUUUGUACACAUUUUGCGAUAUGCCAUCAUUUUUACUGACAGUUAUUUAUGGAAAUAAAAUGUUGCAGGGAUAUCUGUGUAGCUUUUUGAGUUUGUUUUAGCAUUUAAAAAAAAGUCAAACAUUUGUUUUGUUUUACGAUUUGAAACGGAUAUUAACCCCAGAAUUUGAAAUCAAAUGUAAAGAAAAUGAAAAUUAAAUGGAUUUUUUUCUUCAAAGAAAUGUCUAUAAUGUAUAAUAAUUGGAGUUGUUUCUUAAUUAAGUGUUCAAUUCUGUCAAAAAAAACAAAAAAAUCAUUUGUCUAUAUUUACUUGCAAUUCACUGGAUUUAAAAAAGCCAUUUAUAAGCACCAUAUUGACCAGCUCAUCAGUGCUGGGUGAACUUAACCUAUUAACAGGAUUAAUGGUAAUAAGUGCAGGUAUAUUAAUUAAAUUUAAUACAAUAUAUGCCAGCUCUAAAAACUUUCCCACUGAUGACCCACCAUCCAACUUGUCCUAUUUCUGCCAUCUUGGCACAACUAAAAACUAUGUUUAUAGAAUAGGAUAUUGCAUUCAUUUACACAAAUAACUUCACCAAAAGACAAUGAUUAUUGUGCAUGGUUCAUUUUAUGAAAAUAUUAUACUAUAUGG